AAUGUAAUCCAUAUACCUAUCAAGAAUCCCUAUAAAUAAACCCAAGAUAUGAAACCUCAAACAUCACUAAAGCUUACAACAUAGUAGCUAGCUAUCAAUACACCCUUCUAUUUCGACGAAAUUUUUUCCGUUCUCGUUGAGCUCAUCUUAGAAAAAUAUUACUCAUAAUAUCUUUAGAUACAAUUAUAUAAUUUCAAAUAUGGAUAAGAUUAGAGAGUUGGCAUCAAAGAGGGCAGCAGUAAUAUUCACUAAUAGUUCAUGUUGCAUGUGUCAUAGUAUGAAAGCACUAUUUUAUGAACUAGGAGCAAGUCCAGCAAUUCAUGAACUAGAUCAAGAUUCAAGAGGCAAUGAAAUGGCGGUGGCAUUGAGAAGCCUAGGUUGUAAUCCAUGUGUUCCUGCUAUUUCCAUUGGUGGACACCUUGUUGGAUCAACUAAGGAUGUUAUUUCUCUUCAUGUUGAUGGAUCUCUUAAACAAAUGCUUAUCAAUGCUAAAGCUAUUUGGUUGUAGCUAAAACUAGUUUCUUUUCUUGUCUUGUCUUGUCUUGUCUUGUUUCCUUUAUAGGGUGUUGGACUCUAAAGAAAACCAUGUCUUUUUUUAUAUAUAUGAAAAUGGCUGAGAAUGGAAACUAUAAUUUUCUCUUUAUUUAUUUUCAUUA
Messenger RNA from Solanum dulcamara, 656 nucleotides. Its product is annotated as glutaredoxin-C11. NCBI's taxonomy places the organism in Eukaryota, Viridiplantae, Streptophyta, Magnoliopsida, Solanales, Solanaceae. The transcript has a single exon. The coding region runs from base 200 to 508 and encodes 102 amino acids. The record is from RefSeq and is a predicted model, not a curated record.